Eimeria maxima is the source of this 2469-nucleotide messenger RNA. RefSeq names its product autophagy protein APG9, putative. The transcript has 3 exons. The record is from RefSeq and is a predicted model, not a curated record. Lineage: Eukaryota; Apicomplexa; Conoidasida; Eucoccidiorida; Eimeriidae. The coding region runs from base 1 to 2469 and encodes 822 amino acids.
AUGAUUGUCGCCACCAUCAUCAUCACUCCGGUGAGCAUCAGGAGAGUCAGCAGCAGCAGCAGCGGCAGCGGCAGCGGCAGCGGCAUCGGCGGCGGCGGGAGCAUCGCAACCGUCGGCACCAGCAGGAGCAGCAUCAUCACGGGCGUAGAUCCUCACGUUUCCGUAGCAGCCGUAGCACUAGCAGGAGGAGGAGGAGCAUCAGUGGUAGUUUCUGCAGCAGCAGGAGCAGCAGUAUCAGCAGCAGCAGCAGCAGCAGGAGCAUCUCACCUCCUCGAUUGGUAUUUGGAGGGGAAUCUGUGCAGCACGGGGCAUUUCAUUCAGUCUUACGGAUCGCAAGACUACACUCCUCCCCCGUUCCUCCUCCAACAACAGCAACAACAGCAGGAGCAGCAGGAGCAGCAGGAGCAGCCCCGACAGCAGCGGCACCAGCAGCAGCAGCAUGAGGAAGAGGAAAUUGAGGCGUGUCGACACGCCGAAGUGGAGAUAGGCGCAAGAGAGAGCAGCAGCAUUGAAGGUAUCUCUGCUCCGUCUUCUUGGCGCAGACAAAUAGAGGAGGAGGCAGCAGAUGCUGCUGCUUGGGUGCAUCUAGCCCCAGCUGUGCACACACCUCAAGGGCGCCGCCCUCCUGUUAUCCCUAUGCUGCAGCGUUUCAUGCCUGCAAAUGGUAAAUUAGAAAAAAGUGCUUUAUCUUUUCUUCUUACCUAUCGCAUUGCUGCACCUCAUGAUGAUACGUCCCCUCUAUGGGCUGUCUUAGCCUCACGCAAACUUACACGAUCUCUUAUGGCGGCCUCCGCUAAACAUAUCGGAGCAGGAGGGACUCCUUCUAGCUCUAGCUGCGUCCCUCUGUGCUGCUCAUCAUCCCCAAGGGACAGAAGCCGUAGCUGUUGCUUGGGGGCACAGCGUGAGCCCCUCAUAAACUGGGGGGCCCCCCCAUCUGCUGUUGCUCUAUUAAGGGGCCUCGAGGCCUUUCACGAUUAUCUGCUGCAGCAACAGCCUUUCCUUCUUCAGGAAUUACCUGCCUGUCUGACGCAGUUGCGCGGCUCUGGAUCGCACCGAUUCAGCCCCCCUGCUGCUGCUGCUGCUGCUGCUGCUGGUGCUGCUGCUGGUGGUGGUGCUGCUGCACCUACAGCUUGGGGGCCCCUGCAUGCAGCUUGCGGACCCCGACCAAUAAGCGAUGAAGAGAGAGGUGCGUAUUUCUUCUGGCUAGAGAAACUUUACGAAUUCAAUUCAGGAAGAGUUUUAUUUGCAACUAAUCAACUUAAUUUCUUUACAAGAGCUCUCUUUAAGCAGACCCACCUCCAAGACCCGACUACUACUGCUGCUACGAGAAGCAGCAGCAACAGCAGCAGCAGCAGCAGUAGCACCAGUGGAAAGCGCGCCUGGGGGGAGGUUCCAAGGGCCCCUCCUUGUAGGCACAACAAUAGAACAGCAACCAAACACUCGUCGCGCCGCAGCAAGAUGAACAGAGACAACAACUGCCGAAUGGAUAACAACAGCAGCAACAGCAGCAGAAGCAACAGCAAGUGCUGCAGCGACACCAGCAGCAACAGCGAAGAUGGCCAUCCCUAUUAUCGGAUGCACCACAAGCACCACGGAGUGAGACUGGAGCACCAUCGUCAUCAACACCACCAGCAUCUCCAGCAGCACCAGCAGGAGCAGAAUCACAGGCAUUUUGCCUCGCAUGUACAGCACCAGCAGGAGCAGCAAUGCAGCCCCUCCCACCAUGCCGACAUUCAUAAGGGAUAUUACCCAAGGAGCAACCAGUCAAUACCACACCAGCAGGGGGAUACCCAUGAUGAUCAGCAACAGAUGCAGCAGCAGCAGCACCUGCAGCAGCAGCACCAGCAGCACCAGCAGGUGGUCCCUAUCUUUCCUCCUACAGGCGAUAGCCAGACGGCGCAACUGGAUAAACAGGUGGAACCAGACAUGCACCCGUGUACACUAGACAGGGGACCUACCGAAAGCAGCAGUAGCAUCAGCAGCAGAAGAAGCAGCAGUGGGGGCUACCAGUAUUCAUCCACACCUGCAUCGCAGCACCAGCGGCUGACGGUGCAACAGCAAGUGCUGCUGCAGCGGCUGCUGCAACAACAGCAGUUAAUGCACCAGCAGCACCAACAACAUCAGGAUCAGCUUCAUCAGCAGCUGCAGCACCAGCAACGGCUGCAGCAGCAGCAGCAUUGCGGCGUCGAAAUAUUCGAUGGCGGGGAAAAAGACGAACUGAUGCAGCUGCUGCAACAGCAACAACAGCAGCAGCAGGAGCAAGACAGCAUCCUACAGGGCCUUCAGCAGCAAAUGCAGAGCCGCCCUCCUGGGCGCCGUAUAUCGGAACAGGAGCACCUGUACCAUUUGCAGCAGCAGCAACAACUGCAGCAGCAGCAGCUGCAGGAGCAAAAGCUGGUGCAGCAGCAGCUGCUGCAAAAGCAGCAUGACAUCGAGCAACAUGGGGGGAACCCAGCGCAGUGGGAAUAG